Lachancea meyersii CBS 8951 is the source of this 2724-nucleotide messenger RNA. The record is from the annotation of a GenBank genome assembly. Lineage: Eukaryota; Fungi; Ascomycota; Saccharomycetes; Saccharomycetales; Saccharomycetaceae.
AUGACGUCCAAUAGCAAUAACGAGGGAUCAUCGAUAGCGAUCGGCACUAAGCAAGUGGUAACUUCGAUUACUGUCAAUGGUGCUGUCUUUUGUGCGUUUGUGGUUAUCUUCUUAGUCCAGCGUUUGAAGCUGAAGAGAAUUUACGAACCAAAGUCGUCUUUUGACUUAAUCAACGACGAAAAAAAACCAGAGCCCUUGCCUCGUGGGGUAUGGCAGUGGUUUCUCCCACUGCUGAAAAAAUCCGAUAAUUUCAUCAUUCAACAGGCUGGGCUCGAUGGGUACUUCUUCAUCCGCUACCUGUUCAUCAUCGCCAGUUUUCUCACGAUAUCGUGUCUCUACAUCCUUCCUAUUUUACUGCCCAUAAACGCUGCGAAUGGGGUUGCGAAAACAGGCUUGGAAAUGUUGGCCUAUAGCAAUGUCGACAAGAAAGAACGUUAUUACGCGCAUGUCUUUGUCGGUUGGGCUUUUUACUGGAGCUUCUUGUUUGUCAUUUACCGUGAGCUAGUGUACUACACAUCACUCAGACAAGUCGUGAUGGCAUCUCCACGCUACGCCAAGAAGCUGUCUUCGCGUACCGUGCUGUUCCAAACAGUGCCCCGGCAGUUCCUGAGCGAGACAGAAUUUUCAAAGCUGUUCCAGGGCGUCAAACGAGUUUGGAUUGCCCGUGCCGCAAGCCAGCUAGGCAAAAAAGUCGCAGAUCGUGAAAAGAUGGCCUUGAAGCUCGAAGAAGCAGAGUCUGCCCUCUUGACCAAAGCAGUCAAGGCCAUCGCCAAAAUCAAGAAAAAGGAUCCAUCUUUUGUUCCAAGUAGCAAUAUUUUGGACUAUGUGCCUGCGAAAAAUAGGCCUCAACAUCGCUUAAAAUUCUUAGUGGGCAAGAAAGUGGACACAAUUGACUACAUCUCCGAGGAGCUGCCCAAGCUUAACGCUGAAGUCGAAGAGCUGCAAAAAAAUCGACUCGAGAAUGCCCCAUUCAAUUCCGUUUUUGUUGAGUUUGAAACGCAAUACGCUGCCCAGGUUGCAGCGCAAACAAUCAUUCAUCAUGAACCCCUAGCAAUGGUACCAGCCCAUAUUGGUAUUGCUCCUAAAGACGUCAUAUGGUCCAAUUUAAGAAUGUUUUGGUUCGAGAGAGCACUCAGAAAAUAUGCUGCUGUUGCCUUCAUUGUUGCACUAGUCCUUUUGUGGACCUUUCCCGUAGCCUUUGUGGGUAUGAUAUCUCAGAUCACAUACCUCACCGAAAAGCUUCCAUGGUUGCGUUUCAUCGAUCGCCUACCCAGCGUUUUGAGAGGUGUCCUAACAUCCCUAACACCCAUCUUGGGUCUUGCAAUCCUGAUGAUGCUGUUGCCAAUUUUCAUCAGAAGAAUGGCGUGGUUGUCAGGGUGUCCUUCGGUUCAAUCCGUCGAGUAUUUUACUCAGCAAUCAUAUUUCGCAUUUCAGGUCAUCCAGACCUUUCUGGUCACAACAAUCGCUUCAUCGGCCACAGUUGUUAUUCCAGCAAUCAUUUCUGAGCCAACCUCUGCCAUGAGCUUACUAGCGCAAAAUCUUCCUAAAGCCUCCAACUUUUUCAUUUCUUACAUUUUGUUGCAGGGAUUCUCCAUCUCCUCUGGUGCCUUACUUCAACUGGUGACUUUGAUUCUGUUCUACGUCAUGGGCUUCUUAUUGGAUAAAACUCCUAGAAAGAAGUGGACACGAUUUGUUGGUUUGGGAACUAUGGCUUGGGGUACGUCUUUCCCAGUUUACAACGCAUUGACGGUUAUUAUAUUUUCUUAUGCCAUCAUAGCGCCAAUUAUCCUUCUAUUUGGAGCCGUGUCUUUCUUCUUAUUGUACGUGGCGUACCUGUACAACUUGACAUACGUUUUCAAGGAAGCCCCAGACACCAAAGGUAGCCACUAUCCCAGAGCUCUUUACCAAACUUUUGUUGGUCUUUACAUUGGACAGGUCUGCUUGCUGGGUCUAUUCGUUGUGGGCAAAGGCUGGGGACCAAUUAUUUUACAGGCAAUCGCUUUAGGUGUGACAACAUUCAUUCACUUAAACUUCAACUCUUCAUUUGACAGACUGAUGCAGUACGUACCUGUGGAUGCAAUGAAACCACUCGACGGCAUUUCCGAUACUCCCUCGUUCAACAAUGAGAAUAAACGCAAACUAAGAAACUCUGACAUUCAAGAAUUGCCCCACUUCCCGGUCAAGAGAUAUCAACCGCGCAGCUCACCUUCAGCGGACCAAAAAACUUCCAGCGUGAGAAGCGAACACACUUACGAGAUAGCCGGUACCGCUGCGUACGAGAGUGAAAACAGCGUGAUGGCAACGCCUUUGCUGGCAGACGGCGAGGAAACGCAAUUGCAGCAAGCACCAUUCUGGAAGCGGUAUUUCCAGCCUCACGUUUACUUGUCCUACAAAGCAGUGAAGAACGUUCUGCCAGAAAUUUACAAUUUGCCUGAUCCUAACGAAGAAGUUUCCCCAGAUAAUGUUCAACAUGCAUACGAUUAUCCUGCGGUCAGCGCUAAGUGUCCACAUUUAUGGAUUCCUCGUGAUCCGUAUGGAUUUUCUACGAUUGAGUUGGCCAAACUAAGCGAAAUUGUGGACAUUAGCGACUGCGGUGCCUCUAUCAACGAGAAAGGACAAGUUUUCUGGGAAACUGCUCCCCCAUCUAUAGACAAAAUCGACGAAUUUGAAAAGCUCGACGCCAGACAAAAAAAUCCUUUCAACGAAGAAGAUGAGGAUAACUGA